AUGGAUCAAGUCCAGAGAAAUGGUAUUGAGUCUCUGCCUCCAGCGAAAGAGCCCUCAUGGCUCGACCAGAUUACAAACGGUAACCAAUUCAUGUCGGCUGGGCUGGGUGUCAUGCUUGUUGGUGCUGCCAUCGCAGUUGCACGGCAGUCUGUGAAGCAGGCAGCUUCCUUUGCAAAGCAUCAGAUGUUGGUGACGAUGGAGAUUCCCAGUAAAGACAAGUCUUAUUUGUGGUUCCUACACUGGAUGUCAAAAUACAAGAAUCGUCGAUCACAUCACUUUGCUGUAGAGACGGUCUUUAAGCAACACGACAAUGGCUCUGCUUCCACUACCUUCUCCCUUGUGCCUGGCCCGGGAAAGCAUCUACUUCGAUACAAGGGCGCCUUCAUUCAGGUGAAUCGACAACGAGACGGCAAGAUGAUUGAUUUGUCGACUGGUUCGCCAUGGGAGACGGUUACUUUGACAACACUGUUUCGUGAUCGAGGCAUAUUUCGUGAGAUGCUGCAAGAAGCACAGCAGGAAGCUCUCAAGAUGCAAGAGGGUAAGACUGUCAUCUACACAUCACUCAUGACCGAGUGGCGACCUUUCGGCAAACCAAGACAACGGCGGUCACUCGAUUCAGUGGUGCUCGACUCCGGCAUCAAGGAAACCAUCACUGCAGAUGUCAAAGACUUUCUUGCCUCAGGGAAUUGGUACCGUGACCGUGGAAUCCCAUACAGGCGCGGCUACCUCCUUCAUGGCCCUCCUGGAUCGGGCAAGUCGUCCUUCAUUUAUGCGCUAGCAGGUGAACUCGAGUACAACAUUUGCUUGCUCAAUCUAUCUGAACGUGGACUGACCGAUGAUCGUCUCAACCACCUUCUCAGCAAUAUUCCUGAUCGAAGUAUUCUUUUGCUUGAAGACAUUGACGCCGCCUUUGUGGGUCGCGAUCAAACGGAAGAAAAGGGUUAUCGAGCCAAUGUCACCUUUUCCGGUCUACUCAAUGCACUCGACGGAGUCGCCUCUGCAGAAGAACGCAUCAUUUUCAUGACAACAAAUCAUGAAGAGAGACUCGAUCCGGCAUUAAUACGACCAGGCCGUGUUGAUAUGAAACAACUUCUAGGCGAUGCCUCUGAUCAUCAGAUUGUUGAGAUGUUUCUGCGAUUCUACGAGGGAGAGCAUGAAGCUGCUCAGCAGUUCCUCACCAACGUCCGCAAAAGCGGUGCGCCCGUCAGUACAGCGCAGUUGCAAGGCAUGUUUGUGUACAACAAGGGCCAAGCACAAAAGACUGUCGGUAUGGCACACUUGUUUGCAUCAUGA
Molecule: messenger RNA, 1293 nt
Organism: Protomyces lactucae-debilis
Lineage: Eukaryota; Fungi; Ascomycota; Taphrinomycetes; Taphrinales; Protomycetaceae
Exons: 1
Coding region: 1-1293 (430 amino acids)
Biological process (GO): mitochondrial respiratory chain complex III assembly; protein insertion into mitochondrial inner membrane from matrix
Cellular component (GO): mitochondrial inner membrane
Molecular function (GO): ATP binding; ATP hydrolysis activity
Source: RefSeq, a predicted model, not a curated record